This is a messenger RNA of Cladocopium goreaui, 1200 nucleotides long. NCBI's taxonomy places the organism in Eukaryota, Dinophyceae, Suessiales, Symbiodiniaceae. The record is from the annotation of a GenBank genome assembly.
AUGGUGCCGGAGCAUAGCACAAUUUUGAAUGCCAAUGAUUCGUGUUUGAUGAUUUAUUCGUUUGGGUUCUUGCCUCUCACCAGCCGCUACCCAGCGCCCCAUCGACACAGCCCAAAGGCUCCGCCAAUGGCUUGUUCAACUGGGCAGUGGCUGGAGGCCAAGCCUUUGCCGCACUUUGGCGGCUCUUUACCAAGCAGGGCAGCGCGGCAGGCGAGAUCCCCGCGCUUUUGGCACAGUGCGGUGCUCCCAGGCAGCGCAGUGCUUUUGGCACAGCAGUCCGGACCUCAAGUGCGUCGACGCUGCGCUGUGGAGCAGCGGAUGAGGUCACUAACGCAAGCUAAAGUCACGCAUGCACAACACCUUGCUGAAGGUGAGCGGCAAGAUGAUGUUCAAUCGACUGGUCUCGGAAAGAUAUGGGCUGUCCGCCACAGGACUUUGAGCGUUCUCCAAGAUGCCGUGGAGACUCACGGUGAUCAUCAAGAUUGGCUGAAUGACUUCGAUUGGACAAGGCCCACUUGGGAAAACUACACGGGCUCUUAUACGUACCACCCGCGCCCAAGUGAUGUUGAUCGAAGCCAUUUGGACCUUGACUACCAUGGCAUCUACACGGAGAGCCGGUGCGACAUGCAGGAUGCAAUGGUCUCCAACAUGCUGAAGGAGGCUAUGGCAAGGCGAGAGAUCUUCACAUCCACCCAUGAGGAGUUUCAGCAUCCAUUGCCUUGUGCAGUUUUCACUGCAGGAGCCCUGGGUUCUGGCAAAUCCUUCACUGUUGGUUGGCUUGCUGACCAGGGCUUGAUGCCUGCUUUGGCAAGCAGCGUCUAUAUCAACCCAGACACCAUUGCAAGAGCUCUGCCAGAAUGGCAUGAGUACCUCCGUCAUCAUAAAAUCAAUGGCCAUGAGAUGUGCCUGAAAGAAGCUGGUUUGAUUGCGGAGGUGGCGCUCUGGGCUGCAUUGAGGCAUGGCCUAUCAGUGUGCUUUGACUCCUCUCUUCGUGAUGGAGAAUGGCAUCGGCAGCUCUUCCAGAGGAUUUGCCGAGAGCAUCCGCAGUACAGGUUGACCUUGCUUCAUGUCGAUGUUGACUCAGAGGCUCUGAACAUGACGUGGAGAGGGAAUCAGAGGGCAAGCUUGCGUUGUCUGAUGGUUACUGAUGGUUGCAGUAUGCUACAUGCAUUGGAACUGUAUGACUUUUGUCAUGCCUGA